AUGCGCGGGUAUGUUGCCAAUAGUGCUGGUAUUCGCUAUGGUGUUGGUCUAAUGCAGAAAAGACAUAUCAUGGGAUUUGUUCGAAACGCACUGGGAUUGGACCCACCACCUUCUCCAGAUGAGCCUACGGUAGAAAAUAGGUUUCAUCCGUGGGAUCAAUCGCCUUCUCCCGACUUGAGAGAAAGAGCGGCCACCAUACGGGCUUUAGCUAAAUGUCCUGUUACUGGCCAAGAAAUCAACUAUACUUGUCCAAUAUCGGGUAUCCCAACACACCACUCACGGGAAGCUUGGGAGAAAGAUAUCGAUUAUCAACAAUCGAAGAGACCGGAAAUUUUGAAGAAAGUUAACAUUUACGAGCAUGAUCUGAGGUCCGGCAGGCCGUUCCCAGAAUUCGAUUUCCCGCUAGACCAGGAUUUUGACCGUAUGGUCAACCUGACGAACUGGGAUCUUUUCUUCUACACGCGUGGCUUCUACUCUAUGGAUACGGAAUUUCAACUUGCCGCGUCUACGAAAAUGCUCAGCUAUCCAAUCACAAUUGGAUCCGUUCUUCACCAAUUUUCGCCAUACUCUUUGAAUCCAAAAGGUCCUAUAAGUCUAGAAGGUCUCAAAUCGCUAGCAGCACUCCGCUACACGUUAUAUCCUGAGCAGAACCGCCGCGUUGUUUCCACUGCCAAAGACAGCCCACUUCGAAUCUUCAUCCUUGGGGCCAGAGCCGAAGCACAGUUGCCGGGACAUGUUUGGAAACAAUUGCAAUUUAUGUUCCCAGAAACGCAGAUGGAGUUGCAUUUUGUCGGCCCAGAGUCUCAUUUUGAUAGAAAUAAGCGAGAUUACGUGCAUUCGUCAACGCCUAUUGUGCGCAGAGUAGACGAAACUUUGAGUUUCAUCUACCACACGGACUUUUUCCAUGUUCUUCAUGAAGCCCAGGACUUUUUCCCUUACGAUCCAUACACAGACAUUUUCUUCUGUUUCCAUCCUGGAUUCGCCGCCCCAGAGUCUCGAGAAAACUGGAUGGGUAAGACCAUGGAAGCUUUGUUGGAGACAAAAUGUGCCAUUUUCACCACAGGGUUCAACGAAGCCGAUCUCAAAAGAGACAUGGCUGCUGUUGUGGAUACCUAUGGAAAAGAGUUGGACAUGCUGAUGGAACCCUCUCACAACGUGUUUGGCAGUACCAAGUGGGAACUCAACGACAUGAACCCUCAACAAGUGUAUCAGUUCAAUAUGUACAUGGCUGGGUUCAGAGGUAAACGGUACCAUGCCAUUGAAGUAUAA
Molecule: messenger RNA, 1269 nt
Organism: Lachancea lanzarotensis
Lineage: Eukaryota; Fungi; Ascomycota; Saccharomycetes; Saccharomycetales; Saccharomycetaceae
Gene: MSS51
Product: LALA0S05e08790g1_1
Exons: 1
Coding region: 1-1269 (422 amino acids)
Biological process (GO): mitochondrial respiratory chain complex IV assembly
Cellular component (GO): extrinsic component of mitochondrial inner membrane
Source: RefSeq, a predicted model, not a curated record